UAUUACUUGAACCAUCCAACGAGCAGCACACGUUCAUCACGCGCCUCCAUUUGAACAAUUUCGCGUCAUCGUGGGAAUCCUACCUUCCAAACUAGGUUCAUUUUUUUGAUACGUACGGUACUCGCUCACACUCCAUAUGGCACUUCGAGCGAUCACAACGGCUCGCGCAUUCCGCCACUUGCUACGCGGUAGUGCAUCCGUUAUCAACUCGGAAUCGUAUCUUGUUGCUGCAUCAUCGUAUGGUCAACACUUUCGUACGAUUCACCGAGGGCCACACUCGCGAAAGGCGGUCAGUGCCAGUGAGCCUUUGACGGUGGAAUCGGGUGCUGUUGUUUCACCGAUAAAGUCGGCUUAUCAGCUCGCCAUAGGACGUCAUCAGCUGGUGGUGGAAUUAGUGAACGGUCAGCGGUUCGAGUUCCCACUAGUUUGGCUGCGAGAUAAUUGCCGGUGUUCGGAGUGUUUUCAUCCGGGAUCGCACAGCCGAAUUUUGAACUGGGAGUUGUUCGAUGUCGACGGAGUGCAGUUGAAGGAAUGUGCAGUGGCUGAAGAUGGAAGCCAGGUGCAGAUUGUGUGGAGUGAUGGGCAUAGAUCUGAGUUCACCGGCGAGUGGCUGGUUGAGAGGAACUUUACGCAGGAAAAUUGCAGCGAAUAUUUGGAAGAGUGGUACAGACCGACGCCUCGGUUGUGGGGAAAGAAAAAGUUUAGUGAGAUUCUGAAGAAUUUUGAAUUCCGAGAUGUGAUCACAGAGGACGAAGCUUUGCGGGGGUGGAUCGAAGCGUUGAUACGGUAUGGCAUUGUCAUGAUCAAGAACACACCGUUGACGGAGCAGGAGUGCCGCAGGUUGGCGGACCGCGUCGGAUUCAUUCGGAAAACGCACUAUGGAGAGGAGUUCAUCGUCAAAGCCAAGGAGGGCACCAGCAACGUGGCCUACCUGUCCACUCCGCUGCAGAUGCACACCGAUCUGCCGUACUACGACUACAAACCGGGCUGCAAUCUGCUCCACUGUCUGGUACAAUCCCAAUCCCAGGGGGGACAGAACCUCAUCUCGGAUGCCUUCUACGUGGCGGAUCUGAUGCGCCGGGAGCACCCGGAGGAUUUUGCCAUUUUGAGUGAAACGUUGAUCAACUGGACGGAUAUUGGCGAGGAUGAAGGCGGGCGGUUUCACAGCAUCUACCGGGCGCCGGUUAUUUGCAUUGGCCGCGAUGGCAAGCUCGAGCGGAUCAACCACAGCGUUCCACAACGGGAUAGCUUCUUCAACGUGCCAUUGGAUCGCGUGCAACCCUGGUACCGUGCCAUGGCUCGCUUCGUGAAGUUGAUUCACCAGGAAGCGGUGGAGUUUAAAACCGCUCCGGGCGACACUCUUACCUUCAGCAAUGUCCGGAUGGUGCACGGUCGCACCGGUUAUAGCGAUACGGAUGUCAAUAUGCGUCAUAUCGUCGGCGCCUACCUGGAUUGGGACGAGAUCUACUCCAAGCUGAGGGUCUUGAAAAGUCUUGAUGCUGCGAAGAAUGGAGAUGUGAAAUUGAAUUGAGAUGCUGAGGACAGGGGGUUUUAAAUUUUCAAGCGAAUUUAUUCCUUACUCUCGUUUACUCGACACAGAGAACAUACAUUUAUGUUAGGUUUUAACCGUGGAAGAAACUAGUUACUUGUUUGAUUUUCGUAAAUAAUUUGCACACAUAGUAAAAGUAGAGCGAAAGGAGACACAGAUUUUACAUAACAGUUCUGAUUAUAAUAAUUAUCCUCUAAAAGAAACGAUUUACGUGUAUUUUAAAAUUCGCAAUAAAAUCACAAUACUUUUUUGAUUUCUCCCACAUUUCUCCUUGUCCGCGGCUAAUCUUGUUUGAAAAUUGCAUCCUAAUUUAAAAAAAAAAAUAUACACAGUUGUAAGGUCUCUUUCUAACUAUUGAGGCUAAAUAAUAAGGAAACUAAGAAACGAUAAACAUAGGGAGUAGGUUGCGGAUAUGAUUAUAUAUUUUGAUUGCAGUUUCUAGCGGACGAACGCGAGCGAAGGAGGAAAGAAAAGUUUCCCACCCCCGCCAGCGUGGAUAAAAUAUAAUGGGCAAACUGUAUAUAAAUUGUUAAGUAAUCGUUUAAGCACCUAGUUGCAAUACGUUUUGCUUAUUAACAAAGUGAUAAUGUAAAACUAAUCGACGCAUUGACUUACGAUUUAGUUGAAACGAGCUCUUGUUGACGUUAAGUGGGUUUUAAAACAAACGUGAACUUACUUUGAGAGGUGUUUAUUUUAAAAAGGAGGGGGGGGGGGUUGUUGAGAAAGAAUUGGUUACAUAAAUUUAACGAAUCACAAAACCUACACUACACACCCGUCAACCAAAUUUCGAACAUUUGGUUUCUGGUGAGACACGUUUUAAAUACACGGUUAAUGAGGGUUUUAAGGUGUUUUCAAGUAGAGCCCUUUUUCUUACCACACUUUGCAAUUUCGAGAGCACAAAUCUCAAGAUUUACGAUGUUUAUAAAUCUAUAAAGUUCAGUUUUUGCUUGCUGCUCCGCAGCUGACAACAAGUAAGCAAUAGUUUUAGCCACUAAAAGACCUUACUAUUUUGACUUGUGACAUUGCGAAGUGUAAGGUGAAAAAGAACGCUACAAGGAAUCACCUUAACAUAAUAAGGCACUGCACACUGAACAAAAAAUAAGAAAUUACAACAAAAAAGAAAAAAAAAAAAUGAAGAAGGGGAAAAAGGGAAAACCGUAGACCAAUUCAUACAAAGGAAAGCGGUGCAAAAUGGAAAGAGAUCACACAAAACAAAACAAAGAAAAAACAAU
This is a messenger RNA of Ochlerotatus camptorhynchus, 2781 nucleotides long. RefSeq names its product gamma-butyrobetaine dioxygenase-like. Lineage: Eukaryota; Metazoa; Arthropoda; Insecta; Diptera; Culicidae. Gene Ontology annotation, cellular component: mitochondrion. The coding region runs from base 137 to 1531 and encodes 464 amino acids. The record is from RefSeq and is a predicted model, not a curated record. Gene Ontology annotation, biological process: carnitine biosynthetic process. Gene Ontology annotation, molecular function: oxidoreductase activity. The transcript has 4 exons.